UUAUUUUAUUUUUUCAACUACCUGAGUAGUAUAAGCGAACAAUUAGUGCUAAUGAGGUCAUUAUCUAAUGACCGCUGCAACUUUCUCUUAAUGACCGCUACACUUUGGCCGCUACAAUUUUGCUAUAUGUCAUACAAUAUAUAAGACCAAAGAAAAUUUAGGAAAAUAUUCAGUGUUGUUCUCGUGUUUGUUCUUGAAGAAGACGUCUUGGUGUAUUGUGAAAUUAAGAUGCCUGGAAAACGUGUAUCUUCUAUGCCAUUGAAAAAAUCAUCUCCGAAGCGUUUUAAAGCCCCAGGUGAUGGUGGAUGUGUAGAAGAAGAGGAAAUUAGUGCUUCGCAAGUUCCAUCGGUUCCGAAGUCGUCUUUGUCAGCAUUUCCAGCUGCUUCACCACCACCACCACCACCAUCGCAAUCCAUAGAAUUAGCGAGAGUAUCUGAAAUAGGUCUUAGCCAAGCUGCAUCCCCCAAGUCGCCUCAGCCUAUCCACGCUGAAGAAGACAUCAUAACACCAGCUGAAUGGUCGGAUCCUGUGUUGGAGCGAUCGUUGAUGGAAAUGGCCGACAACAUCGAGAAAAAUGAAGCUGAGAGAAGUGAGAAAGAUGAAGCUGAGAGAACGGCUCGGAUGGUGAUCAAUGAGAAGUUUCGUUUAAUUCAUGAAGUGGUGUAUCCUAUAACUAAGUCUGGUAGCAAACUUUUAUCGAUUGGAGUAAAACCACUCCAUGAUUUUGUGCCGUUGUUGAAGAUACAUAAUCCAGAAUUAACAUCGGCGAUAAGUUUUUCUAUUGAAACCUUUGAAGAGUUUUUAAAAGAAAUGAGCAAGAUCUUUGAAUCAAGAGAGGAGGACGAAGAAGUAGAAGAAAUUAGUGUUCCAGAAGGUCAGAUGUUGUGUAUGCUAAGUGGCUACGUCGUGGUGGUUUGUAGAUAUAAUACUCUUCAAUUUAUACCUAGUCAACCCAGCGUGUACAAGGGCAUUUAUUUAUCAUUGAACACAAUUAAAACUGUCGUAAAUAUGGGCGAGCAUUUAUUGAAUCUGCUUCAUGCAAGAAGAAUUCAAUAUAAAUUCUAUCCAUGUUACGAUAGUUUUAUAAAUAAUGUUGCGCUUGAUGUUAUGGAGAAUGGAUGUAAAAAUUUAUCUCAAAAAUUGUAUGAUAUUAUUAAGAAUCGGUAUGAACAAAAUGCAACCUUGUAUGAGAUAGUUUUGAAACUGCCUGUGAAUGUAAAAACUGCUGUCGAAAAUAGAAUACAAUAUUAUAGGGAAAAUAAUGAUUAUAACUGUCUGUGAUAAUAAAUAAUUAAAUAAAAUGUA
Messenger RNA from Tribolium castaneum (red flour beetle), 1305 nucleotides. RefSeq lists its product as uncharacterized. The coding region runs from base 229 to 1281 and encodes 350 amino acids. The record is from RefSeq and is a predicted model, not a curated record. The transcript has 2 exons. Lineage: Eukaryota; Metazoa; Arthropoda; Insecta; Coleoptera; Tenebrionidae.